Tupaia belangeri chinensis (Chinese tree shrew) is the source of this 2823-nucleotide messenger RNA. RefSeq names its product mitochondrial calcium uniporter (gene MCU). Gene Ontology annotation, molecular function: uniporter activity; calcium channel activity. The record is from RefSeq and is a predicted model, not a curated record. Lineage: Eukaryota; Metazoa; Chordata; Mammalia; Scandentia; Tupaiidae. The annotation marks the transcript as partial. Gene Ontology annotation, cellular component: uniplex complex. Gene Ontology annotation, biological process: calcium import into the mitochondrion; mitochondrial calcium ion homeostasis. The transcript has 8 exons.
UGUGACCUGUUCACGCAGGGGAAACUUGAACAUUCUCAGGUGCACCAGAGGCUCUCUUCCUGGCAGAAUUUGGGAGUUGUUUAUUGCAGUACUGUUGUGCCCUCUGAUGAUGUGACAGUGGUUUAUCAAAAUGGGUUACCUGUGAUAUCCGUGAGACUGCCAUCCCGGCGUGAACGCUGCCAGUUCACACUCAAACCUAUCUCUGACUCUGUUGGUGUGUUUUUAAGACAACUGCAAGAAGAAGAUCGGGGAAUUGACAGAGUUGCAAUCUAUUCACCAGAUGGCGUUCGAGUUGCUGCCUCAACAGGGAUAGACCUCCUCCUCCUUGAUGACUUUAAGCUGGUCAUUAAUGACUUAACGUAUCAUGUACGACCACCAAAGAGAGACCUCUUAAGCCAUGAAAAUGCAGCAACCUUGAACGAUGUAAAAACUCUGGUCCAACAGCUAUACACUACGCUGUGUAUUGAGCAGCACCAGUUAAACAAGGAAAGAGAACUUAUUGAAAGAUUAGAGGAUCUCAAAGAGCAACUCGCUCCCCUGGAAAAGGUACGGAUUGAGAUUAGCAGGAAAGCUGAGAAGAGGACAACUUUGGUGCUAUGGGGUGGCCUUGCCUAUAUGGCCACACAGUUUGGCAUUUUGGCCCGGCUCACCUGGUGGGAAUAUUCUUGGGACAUCAUGGAACCAGUCACUUACUUCAUCACUUACGGAAGUGCCAUGGCAAUGUAUGCGUAUUUUGUAAUUACACGCCAGGAGUAUGUUUAUCCGGAAGCCAGAGACAGACAGUACUUACUAUUUUUCCAUAAAGGAGCCAAAAAGUCACGUUUUGACCUAGAGAAAUACAAUCAACUCAAGGAUGCAAUUGCUCAGGCAGAAAUGGACCUUAAGAGACUGAGAGACCCAUUACAAGUACAUCUGCCCCUCCGACAAAUUGGUGAAAAAGAUUGAUCUGCAAAGAGCCUCUGCAUCCCAGCAGAAAGAUCACCUGUUUAUAACUCUUGCCUUUUUAAUUAAAAGCAUUGCAGGUGGAAGCUGGGAGCCAUGUGGGGGUAGUGGGUUUUUACCUUUAAUCAAAAACAAAAACAGAAAGAAUCUUAGGAAAAAAGGAAUGUUAAAAUCUGAAGAUCAGACAUUGUGGAAUAUAAGCUCAAAGGGCUUAGUGAAUAUUGUCUUAAUCAAGCAUCUCAGUUUCUGGAUGAAAUGAUGCAAUUAAUUAUAUAGUUGAGAGAUUCAUAAAGAGAAAAUGAUGCUGGGAGUGUUGGUUUCUGGUAUCUUUGCAGGAUCAGCAAAACAGUAACGCACCAGCACCCCACCCAGCUCUAAUUUUUUUAAUUUAACUUUUCUUAUUUUUGACAUAGGAGUAAAUAAAUAUAUCAGAAAAACAAAUUCUCAUGAUAUGCGGGUAACAGUCUGAGCCCAUAUCAUUCGCAUUUAUUUUAACUUGGACCCAGUCUCUGCAAAGUUACCAGGACUCUCCCUCCUAUAUCCAUUUUCUGACCAUCUACUUAUACCAGUUGGUUACACUAAUUCUGUCCAUAUAAUAAUUGGAAGCAACUUAUGACUGUUGAUAAUGAACACUUAGGAUUAUCCCUUAAUAACUUCUUAAAUGGCUCUAUGUCCCAGUGCUCCGGAUCAGUAUCUGGAAAUCAUGGGCAACAUUGCAUGAGGUCUUUUUUGUUUUGUUUGUUUUGUUUUUUAAUAAUUAGUCUUUCAGAGGAGGAAAAAUGUCCUUCCUUUAUAUACGUAUCCCCUUUAAAGUCCCCCCUUUCCUCCACAAGUCAAAUCAGCGGGGGAAUGUUCAGCUGUAUUACCAAAUCAGGAAGAUGUAAGGUUUACAAACUGGCUAAAAAUCAUGGCUCGGUAGCCAUCUCGGAACCAGAAUAAUUUCAUUGCUGUUAAUCUGCUUGUGUGACAGCAUUCCAGGCCACCACCUCAUUUGGAGGCCUUGUUAAUCUUGAAGGACAAAGGACGCAGGACACAGUGUUUGUGAGCCCUCCCACCUCCACAACUUCAGUUGUAAAUCAAGUGUGCGGAUCUCAAAGGGUGCAAUUUAUACAGAAAUACAUUUCUAUGGCUUCCUUCAGUCUACCUUCUCCACCCUAUUUUUUCUUAUCUUAAAUUGAGAGAAAGAAGAAUUAAUCUUAUACUCUAUCAAUAUAUUUUCUACCAUAUUUCCAGAUGACAUUGGAACUUGAAGAGUCAAAGGAAUCUGUGUGUAAUAUCCUGUUUUUAACUACUAUGGGCACAGAACGGAGAGGAUGAUAAAGGCUUGCCAUACCAUGGAUUGGCUUUUUUCUUUCGCGUGAUUCAUCCCUCCUCAUUGUGUCAAGGGGUUUCUUUCUCUUUUUCUUUGACCUUUGGGAUUAUUGUGUGUGGAAAGAAAAACUCUAAAUGACAAAUCAGACUCUAGGUGCCUUGCAGAGGUUGAAGGCCAGCCCGGAUUGCUGCUGCUGCUCCUGCCACCACCCCUCUCACUGGCAUGAUGGAAUGAAAGGAUGCAUGUCUUCACUUCCCAGUCCUCCUCCCACUUCCUUCCCCUGCCUACCCCCAGUCCUUCGGCCCCUUCCCUCAUUUAUUUUUGUUAAGUUGUGUGAAUUAUUUUUAAACCAUUAUCCUGUUUGCGUGCGGGGUUUUUAAGAAGAAACAGCACAGUGCAAAUGAGCAAAUCCUUUCGGGUGUGUGGGAGGCAAGGGAGGAAGACAUGGAGAAUAGUCCUUUACACAAAUAGUAAAAUACUGAAUAUGUGUAAAAUCCUGUAUCAUUUAUGAAAUAUGUAUAAAAAGCAAUGUACCUUCUGGAACAAUAAAUACUUAUUCAAUUUUUGAA